AUGUUAAAAUUGAAAAAGGAAAAACUUAUGGAUAAGUGCUCAAUAUUUGCCAGCGUUAAUUUAUCUAAUGUUCCUAACUUCGAAAAUGUCAUCAAAAUAAACUUUGAAAUUCUGAAAAAUGAAUUAAAAAAUAUGUUGUACACUCAACAUAACAAACUCAUACAAACACUUGACGUGCACACGCAAGAUAUAACUUCUUUGAAAAAUAAAUUAGUGCAAACAAUAGACGUGCAUACACAUGAUAUGUCGGCGCUUAACAACAAAAUAAACUGUUUGUCGUACAAUAAAGACAAAAAUACCUCGAAACUGAACAUAAACUCAGUUCCGUCAGCAGUUAACUCCGAUAUGAACAAGCAAGCUGUUACCUCCAAACCAGCCAUGUUUUGGUCCGACGAAAUUACGACACCGACUGAUGACAACCCUCUGCCAUACAGCGUGGUCGUUCGAAACAAAAAAAGUGCUCGCACAAACAACUCUCCGGUUGCCAACCAAGUCAACCCUAACGAUCAAUCAUCGCUUAAAGGAAAUCCACCAAAUCAACCUAAUAAAAUAAUUGGUCUAAAAAAAUGCGCCACCGACAAACUUUGUGCCGAGAAAAUCAUAGUAAAAAAAUCGGUAUUCGCAAUGAGUAACGUUAAAAAAUGCAGCAGAAGUAAAGUUGUCGAAUAUUUGUCUGAUAUUGGUAUUAAUCUCGUUGCAACUAGUCUUAAAAUUUUGGGCCCUAAGAUCUGGCAAUUAUUUGUACCCCCAGAUAUUAGGGUUAUCACUGAAUUGUACCAUUUUAAAAUUAAACUGAGAUCGCGGUUAAAUUUGCUUGAUCCCGACACCACCAUCUAA
Molecule: messenger RNA, 837 nt
Organism: Helobdella robusta
Lineage: Eukaryota; Metazoa; Annelida; Clitellata; Rhynchobdellida; Glossiphoniidae
Exons: 3
Coding region: 1-837 (278 amino acids)
Source: RefSeq, a predicted model, not a curated record